Molecule: messenger RNA, 2903 nt
Organism: Adelges cooleyi (spruce gall adelgid)
Lineage: Eukaryota; Metazoa; Arthropoda; Insecta; Hemiptera; Adelgidae
Product: protein arginine N-methyltransferase 9-like
Exons: 8
Coding region: 211-2451 (746 amino acids)
Biological process (GO): peptidyl-arginine methylation
Molecular function (GO): protein-arginine omega-N monomethyltransferase activity; protein binding
Source: RefSeq, a predicted model, not a curated record
AAUCAUAUUUAAAAAUGUUAGAAGCAAUAAGUUAUAAUAAUAUAAUUAUUAUAUAAUAACAAACUUUACCUAUAGUGUUUUAAUAGUGAUUUUUUAUUUUAUUUAAUCAGAAUGUAUGUUUUUAAAUUGACUCAUAUUAAUUAAAAACGAAUAGUUUAAAAUAAUAUACACUGUAAAGUGUACCCAUAACAAAAAAAAAUACUAUGCUUAAUGUUGAAAAUGAGCAACCAAUCAGCCAAUACUAUAGUCAAUAAGUUGCUGAGACUAACGGAUCAAGCUAUAGAGAGAUUGGAGUAUGGACCUGCAUUUGUCCAUCUCUCGGUUUUAUUAGAAAUAGCACCGCAUCACAAAAGUAAAGUUCAACAAAAAUUUGUAACUUGUUUAUGUAAUUAUGGAAGAGAACUUGAAAGCAACCAAUGUUACUCCGAAGUUUUCAAAUUCUAUGAAAGUGCGUUGAAAUGGUUUCCAGAUUGUGAAACUUUAUUCAACAAUUUGGCAUCUCAUCUUAUAAGAUUAGGCUAUAACGAAGAAGGAGAACAAUUUGUAAAAAAAGCACUAGCCAUCAACAGUCAGUAUUUACCAGCCUUAACAAAUUUGCAAAUUGUUAAGAGCAAUUACAUAGAACGUUGGCAUUACAGAAUGUUAAACGAUUCAAAACGAAAUUUAGCUUACAAGCAAGCCAUUGGUUGCAGAAUACGAGAAGGCUAUAAUCAAGUUUUGGACAUCGGUAGCGGUACUCUUAUUUUAAGUAUGUACGCAGCGGAAUACCAUCCAGAAAAAAUAUACUCUUGUGACUAUUCUCCAAUCAUGUCGAAAAUUGCUUCGGAGGUGAUGGUUUUAAACAAAAUGGAAAAUUCAAUCAAAUUGUUCAACAUAAAUUCUAAUCAAAUUUCUAUUCCAGAACACAUUGAAGAACGCGUUUCUUUGGUUAUAACUGAAACAAUGGACGCUGGCUUGUUUGGUGAACACAUUCUCAGUACUCUCCAACAUGCUUGGGAAAAUUUGUUGUUGCCUCCCAAGUCUAAAGAAAAUCCAGAGCUGCCGCACGGGUGUGUUAUUCCUCUUCGAGCUACAGUUUAUGCAGUACCCAUCGAAUGUUCUUACAUUCGCCAAAGGAAUAUUUACGAUGGAGAAAAAAAACAGUACUUUAAACAUCUUAAUUUAUGUUCAAUGCUCGAUGAACCGUACGAUUGCGAAAAAUUAAAUCAGUUACCCGGAGGUUAUGUUUUAUUAGCCGAACCUCGAGUAGUUAUGGAAGUCAACUUUAAUGAUCCUUCUGAAAUAAACUAUUUGUUAAGUACUGAAAAUCAAGAAAUGAAAACCGUUAACUAUCAGGUAUCUCGUACAGGUGUAGUGGACGCAAUUGCUUCAUGGUUUGUUGUGCAUUUAACUGAGGACAUUGUAAUCGAUACGUUGGAUACACAAAACGAAAAUUGCUGUUGGGAACAAUCGUUGUUUAUUUAUAAGAAGACCAAAAGAGUCAAACCAGGUGAAGAACUAACUGUUCAAUUCAAAUGGCAAAAUGAUCAUUUUGUUCUUAAUUUGUAUGACAAAAUCGAAGAUCCUCUGUCAAUUUCAUUAGACAGAGAAAUCAUAUCUUUUUUAAAUGACGACAGUCAAGUCAAAACUUACAUUAACACUGCAAAGCAAUGGUACUCUGAAAAUCAAUCAAAUUUUCAAAAUAUCACUAUUUUAGAUCUAUGUCCGUUUCCAAUUUUCGGUCUUGAAGUGCUGUCAUUAGAUUCUACAAAUGGUUGUGAUAAGGUACAAUUAUUUUACUCAAAUGAAAAUCUGACCGAAGCUUUGUGGAAAUGUAAUCCAAAUGUCUCAGGGAAUGCCAAAAAGAAAAUAAAUCUCUUUGACCAGAAAAAAAAUACACAAAAAUUUGACGUCAUAAUCAUGAAUUAUAUAAAUUUUUACGGAGAACUCAAUAUAAGUCUAAUAAAUGAACUAACAUACUUCAAACAAAUAUUAAGACCAAAUGGCAUAAUUUUACCAACGGAGCUAUCGAUUAAAUGUCAACUAGUUUAUUCAAAAUGGUUACCGCAAGUUAGUAGUGUAGUUGAACACGAAAUUUGUAAUGUUCAUAUUCGUAAUCUUAUGAAUACAUACAGCGUAAAUCAUCAUUUGGAUGUGUUCAAAAAUUUAGUAACUAGUAUUCGCCUUUCAAAUUGUCAACUGUGUUUAUCACUUGCGUCAGAUCAAAUGUCCAGGGAAACCUCAACUGUCGCAAGCGUUCCUAUUACCGCAGAUGGGUGUCUAAACGCUAUUGUGUAUUUCUUCGAAAUUAACAUUUACCACGAUCACAAAGUGACAACCGGCAAUGAACACUCAUACGUGAAUCAGUGUGCAUUUAUAGUGGAACGUCCGUCAAAUGUCCAUAAAGGUGAUACAGUAGCGAUAAAUGUGAUGUACGACAACGGUCAUUUGCAAUUAAAUGUUAACAGUUAGCGAAAGUACUAUUUACAUCAUUACUCAUAUUACUGAUUUUUGUAUUGCAUUAUUAUUUAUUAAUUUGUGAACUUAAAAAUUUAAGUUUUGGACUAAUAAAUUAUUAUGGACAACAUAAUAAUUGUCUUAAGUUUGCUAAUUACUAAAACAAAACUACUUUUUUUUCCCUCUUAUAUAUUAUAAUAUACGGGAAGUCGGACGGAGGUCUUGGUUUUGCCAAAUAUGUCCAUGUCUAUCUGUAUCAAUAUAAAUAUAAACAUAUCUUGUGUGCUAGACAAAGUCAAUGUAGUGCUUACGGUAAAUAAUUACAGAUAAAGAUAUUAUUUUUAAGCUAUGUUUUGGAAUCCGAUGUGUAAAGAGACAAGUUUUUAAAAUGUUUUUUAAAACAUUCUAAACAAAUAGAUAACAAAAAAAAGUAAAUUUAGAAGAAAAAAACUAAAAUCUAUGGAGAA